AUGAUGCGGAAGAGUAGCAAUGCCUGGAAUAUCGCUCCGCAGGGAAGCUUCCUAGUCAUCCUCUCCGUGCUUCCCUGGUUGUACGUCGCUUUUGACUUCAUCGGAAACUGCCGCCAUGGCCCAUCCGCGGAGCAAGAGAUGUACCUAUCCCGGCUACAGCCCAUCACUCCCUUCCAACAAAUCCUCGACAAUGUCACAUCCGAUAAACGCGCGAGCCACUACGGCGCGUUCUACAGCCUGUAUCUCGACCCCUUACGCCGACCGCAACUAACCCGUGGUGACGAUCGGAUCCCGGUCUGGGAAAACCAGGAGGUUAACUUGCUGACAGUCGGUCGUGCGUACGGCGACUCGCUGCAGCUGUGGGAGCGGGCAUUCCCGAGGGGUGUUAUCUACGGCAUUGCAAAUGACACCACCUCCUCCUUGAUGCUCCAGGCAGCGGCGAGGGACCCGCGGGUGCGGCUGAUGGUGGGCGACCAGGCGAAUGGGAAUUUCUUGCAGAAAGCCGUUUCUGAUAUUAAGAAUGAGAUGGGCCUUCUUGACUUCAUAGUGGACGAUGGUAGUCACACCAUCGAUCAGCAACAGACAUCCCUCAAACACCUCCUUCCGCUUGUCAAGGCCGGCUUCAUCUCGUUCGAGGCGAUCGUCAACCAAGGCACGUCCGAUAAGCGCACGCAUCACUACGGCGCAUUCUACAGCCUUUAUCUCGACCCGCUGCGCCUGCCGCUGCAGCCCCAAACCCCCGGCGACUGCCAGCAGCCCCAAGCAGGCGAAGAGGACCGCUCUCAAUACACACAGGACGCACAGGACUCGCCGCAGCAGCCGUGGGAGCCGCGCGCGGUGAACAUGCUGGAGAUCGGGCUCAAAUACGGCGACUCGCUCAAGCUGUGGAAGCGGGCGUUCCCGAGGGGCAGGAUAUAUGGCAUUGACAAUGAGAUGAUUUCCAAGCCUCUCUCCUCGCCACUGUCCCGGUUUGUCUCAUCCCCGCCCCUCCUUUUCUCUUGCCUGUCCCACACCCAACCCCAGUCCUCCCCGCCUCUCAUCUCCUCAGAAGCACCAGGCGGAGGCGCGGGACCUUUGGAAGCACCAGGUGAAGGCGAGGGACCCACGGGUGCAGCUGAUGGUGUUUCUUUCCUGCCUCCCCGCCAUGUUCAGCCCAUGCCCAUGCCCCAUCCUCUUUGCCUCUCAUGGCUGCAGAAGCACCAGGCGGCUGAUGGCUUCCCUUGGCCGCUCCUUUGCGCCAUCCCUGUUCCUGACUUGUGUCCCUCCCCUUUCCACUCCGCAGAAGCACCAGGCGGAGGCGCGGGACCCGCGGGUGCGGCUGAUGGUUUCUCCUCCCCACCUCCUUUGGCCCGCCCCCGCCCCACGCCUAUUUCCCAUCCCGUUCACCACUCGCAGAAGCACCAGGCAGAGGCGAGGGACCCGCGGGUGCGGCUGAUGGUGGGCGACCAGGCGAAUGGGACGUUCCUGGAGCAAGUGGUGGCCGAGAUAAAGAGUGCGGUGAGGAGUGGUGGCCGAGAUAAAGAGUGCGGUGAGGAGUGGUGGCUGAGAUCAAGAGUGCGGUGA
This is a messenger RNA of Closterium sp. Naga37s-1, 1563 nucleotides long. The record is from the annotation of a GenBank genome assembly. Lineage: Eukaryota; Viridiplantae; Streptophyta; Zygnematophyceae; Desmidiales; Closteriaceae.